CCGCCAAACACCAUUUACACAGGACAUCCCAUCAUGACCUCUGAAGGAGACGUUAUUCGGGAAAAUGAUCCUGUUUUUAUUAGACUGCCGUCAGAAAAUGUGCGGUUUAUUCACGCGAAGCCAAACAACACAAUAAGUUUAGGAAAGUUUGGUUCUUUUUUGACAAAUAGCUUAAUUGGACAGCAUUACGAUGAGUAUUUUGAAAUCUACGAACCCAGAAAAAUAAGAGUCGUUCAACGGUUCACGAACGAGGAGUUAGAAGACGAAUCAAAGAACAACAAAGAACUUGUUGACAGCGGGUCAAACCAAAAGCUUCAACACGAGGAAAUUGAGAAGCUGAAAGGAAAUCUGAAGACUGGCAGUCUCAAAGACGAAAAGCUGAUUGAGCAAAUCGCUCAGAGCAGUACGACCUUUGACAAAAAGACUAGUUUUGCUCAGGCCAAGUAUUUGGCAAGAAAGGGUGAGAAGUAUUUCCAAAAGUUCCAUGCUUUAAAGCCAUGCAUGGAAGUAAUCGCUCGGUACAUGCUUGAACGUGAUCCUACUAAAGUGCUGGACUUGACACCAGAGACUAUUGGUCUCAUGCUUACGCUGGCCAACGUUCGUCCUGGGGGUCGCUACCUCGUUGUGGACGAAUCGGGUUGUUUGCUUUUGGGCUCUCUUAUGGAACGCGUAAACCGAAAGUGUCAAGUCAUGCUUAUUCACCCAAACGAACAACCAAACAACUCGUGUUUGGAACUUUGGGGCUCGUCGUUCACGGAAGAGGCACUGAAAAAAAACGAGAGUUUACGGACGUUAAACUGGCUUCAUGCAGUCGAUCCCGAGGAGGAACUUCGUGAAUUCGAAGUUGCGGACAUUGAUCCUGAAGCAUUUGAAGCUCUGAAACCCCGUCAUAAAAAACGCUAUCUGCACCGUAAGGCAUUUUACGCCAAGCUUAAGUCGGAUAUGGAAGACUACGCUGCUGGUAAUUAUGAUGCUCUUCUAUAUGUAUCAAAUUACCAUCCUAAAACCACGCUCAAAUAUUUACUGCCCAAGGUUGGACUUUCUUGCCCUGUAAUCAUUUACUCCCCCUAUCAGAACACCCUCGUCGAGACUUCUCAUGCACUCGUCUCCUAUACCCACCCUGUUUCCCAUUCGGAAGUGCAAGAAGGAACGGAAAAGCCUGUUGAAGUUGAAGCCUUCGAUAAGUUGCUCGGUCUUGACAUUCAUGAGGCAAGACAGUUGUCCUACCAAGUGCUCCCUGGUCGGACACAUCCUCUUAUGACUCAACGCGGUGACAUGGGUUACAUAUUGUCUGCUAUCAAGGUUCGUAAUUUCAACAACAUCCUUGCUGCUGGUCGUUUCCCUAAACGUUCUCUCAGAGCAAAAAACAGCAAGAGUGCUAAACGAACGAAAACCGAGACACCGGUUCAGACGCCUGUGACCGAGCCCGCCGAUACUCCUAUGCAAGAGGCUGCAGAGGCAUGUGCGAAAUAGAGUAAAAUAGAUUUCAUUAAAGACUAAAGUCUACGUCAAUGACCGAAAGCUUAAAAGACUGUCAGAAUAGACUGUGGAAAAGAUCGUGGCAUUUGGUUCACUUGUAUUACUAAGAGACAGUAAAGAGCCUUCAUCGACUCAACAACCAAACGUUUAUCCCGCUGUAAAAAGCAUCUGGCGCCGCUACCAAGCGAGUAUCCGGUUCCGACUGCAGCUACGAAUUCGUGCUCCUUUCAACUCGUCAAAUUCAUUCACCUAAAAUUAUCAUCCACAUUCGUUUCCUUCACCAAAUAGACCAAAUGAGACACUGUGUUCGACCGCGCCC
Molecule: messenger RNA, 1798 nt
Organism: Schizosaccharomyces japonicus yFS275
Lineage: Eukaryota; Fungi; Ascomycota; Schizosaccharomycetes; Schizosaccharomycetales; Schizosaccharomycetaceae
Product: tRNA methyltransferase
Exons: 2
Coding region: 34-1473 (479 amino acids)
Biological process (GO): tRNA methylation
Cellular component (GO): nucleus; tRNA (m1A) methyltransferase complex
Molecular function (GO): tRNA (adenine(58)-N1)-methyltransferase activity
Source: RefSeq, a predicted model, not a curated record